UUUGUUCCUUUUUGUCUCACAGUUGAGUAAGAAAUGUGAUAUUGUCAACUUGUCAAUUUCAACUCUUGAUUAAGUGAUGUUUUUUUUUGUUCUAAGUUACUUGCCAAUGCCAUAUAAUUUUUCAAGAAAAACCCUGAUCCUCAAAAGUCAAUUCAACCAGCUGUUUGUUUGAGAAAGAUGUCUUUGGUUCUUUUUCAUGAAUGCAUCUUACCUAGUUGCAUUUGGUCUGUAAAAACAUCCUUGUCGAUAUCAAUCUUUCCAUAGUUCAGGUGUUCUUUAAAAACAGUAGAAAAAGAUGCAAACUUGCACCUUUCGUCUUCAUCUUGGCCAAAAGCAAAAUGGAGAAAGGACUUGACCAGACCAGGCACUGGAUUUCUUGCAAGAUUAAUGACAUGUUCAUGUAACUGACGUGGCAAAAUGCAAUCUUUUUUCAAUUUUGUUUUCUCUAUAAUACGAUGAGGAGCAGAGGAAAGGACAGACACUUUACUAUUUGAACUUGCCCGAAGGCCAAAGAGAAAAGCAAAGCUCUUGUCCUUUGCCCAUAAGUCGUCUGCUCAGCCACAUUACAUGCAUUAAGCCACUACAACCAAAAGCACAGAGAAAAUUCAAAUGGAGAUCAAUCAAACCUUACCCUCCAAAACACUCGCCAUCACAGACCCACCAGAGAACCCUUCUUUACAAACUCAACCGCCACAACAACAAGAGCAGCAGCAGCUAAAACGGCGUCGUUACAUUGACAAGCAUUCCACAGUGAACGGCCGUCACAGGCGGGUCAGAAUACCCGUGACCUGUUGCCCCGGUAUUUUCCGGCUGACCCAAGAACUGGGUCACCGAUCCGACGGCGACACCAUCCAGUGGCUCCUCUCCCAGGUCAGACCUGAGCUCGUCCUCCCUCCACAAUCCAACAACAGGACCCGUCGGCUUCCACCCGACCCAGUUCCCCAACCCAAUUGCAGAUACCCGGGUGCAGCAGAAGAUGGGUUGGAUCACAAGGCAGUGGCUCGUCUUCCGAGCGUCACUGUGAGGGCUACUGUGGUUCAAGCAUCCACUGUGUUCUUCGACACUCCAGCGACUCUAGAUAAAGCAGAGAGACUAGUUGCUGGUGCAGCUGCAUAUGGAUCGCAAUUGGUUGUGUUUCCUGAAGCAUUUGUUGGUGGUUAUCCCCGUGGUUUGAUGUUUGAUUCUGCAACCGCAACUCUUUCGGCGGAGGAGAAGCAGGCCUUUGAGAAGUACUAUGCCUCAGCCAUUGAUGUGCCUGGUCCUGAAGUAGACAGGCUAGCAAAAAUUGCAAGUAAAUAUAAAGUUCACUUAGUAAUGGGAGUAGUGGAGAGAGUUGGAUUCUAUCUCUGUAGCACAGUGUUAUUUUUCGAUUCAUUUGGCCAGUGUCUUGGAAAACAUCCCAAGCUACGACCACUGGCGUCAGAAUCUCCGGUAUGGUGUUCUGGAGCAAAAUUGCCACUGUCUGUGUAUGACACUGAAAUUGGGAGAAUAGGUGGCAUUGUUUGUUGGGACAACAGAAUGCCAGAUCUAAGAACCCAAUUAUAUGCCAAAGGCAUUGAAAUAUAUUGUGCACCCACAGCUGAAGCAAGGGAGAUUUGGCGCUCAUCCAUGACCCAUAUUGCCCUAGAAGGUGGCUGCUUUGUUCUAUCUGCAAACCAGUUCUGCAGACGAAAAGACUAUCCACUGCCACUGGAAUGUGUUUCUGGAGAUUCAAAUGAUGCGACAUCCUUGGAUAUCAUAUGUGCUGGUGGGAGUGUUAUUGUUUCCCCAUCAGGAACCAUAUUGGCUGGACCUAAUUACCAAGGAGAAUCCCUUAUCUCGGCUGAUCUAGAUCUUGUAGAGAUUGCUCGAGCAAAACUAGAAUUUGGCGGAGUUGGGCUUGGGCACAACGCAGGGCCAAAUGCUGUUGGUUGGAGGAGGACAAGCAUACCGAAUCCCGAUUUGUUUGCUGCAACCGUGAAAACAGAAGUUUCUGAUCAUGCAAAUGUGCUGUAUGCAUGACUCUGACUCUACCUUGUAGUGCCCCGACUCUGACUACUAAUGUAGACUCUGCUUGAAAAUAGCCACCUUAAUCUACUAGAACUAGGAAGUAUCUUGUAGUAAGCUUUUGAACUUAGUGACUGUUGUAGCCAUAUGAAUAUUUUUCUCCAGCUCAUGCCUGCCUAUUAGAUUAUAUUGUACAGUUGAUCAGAUGUUGGUUAGAUUAAUUUGAAGUUGUAACAUCUCACGAUCUUUUUUGCUCUGAAUUUUGGCA
Prunus persica (peach) is the source of this 2254-nucleotide messenger RNA. Its product is annotated as bifunctional nitrilase/nitrile hydratase NIT4B. The transcript is spliced from 5 exons. Bases 610 to 2001 code for a protein of 463 amino acids. Gene Ontology annotation, biological process: detoxification of nitrogen compound. NCBI's taxonomy places the organism in Eukaryota, Viridiplantae, Streptophyta, Magnoliopsida, Rosales, Rosaceae. Gene Ontology annotation, molecular function: nitrilase activity; nitrile hydratase activity. The record is from RefSeq and is a predicted model, not a curated record.